AUGUCUGGCCUAGCAACCGUACAACUUGUGAAGGGGGGUGAAGGGCUUGUGUACGCGUCAAAGCGUCUAAAACUUGAACCACUGCCUCCUUCAGCCUGGAGCGCCUUGCUCUGCGAGUUGCGAGAUCCUUCUCAUAGCGUACGGUUUGGUGUCCAGCUUCGAAGAGCCAAGGACUAUGGUCGCAAGGAUAGCCUGACUUCUUGGCCUUCAAUGGUUGUCCAACCCGAGGCACAAUUCAUGCCCUGUUAUACUCUCUCGGUCCAUAUAUGGCCUGUAAACAACCAUGGAAGUGGACAAGCCGCCGCUGCAAACCUAGCCGCCGUGGCGGUUCACCACCCUCGCAUUCUUGGAGCUUGCUUGACUACGACUCUGGAUUUGGUAUUACUUUCUGCGUUGAUGGACCCAAGCUCCGUGCCCGCGUCUACAGCUCACUGUAACAGGGCAGCAAGUCUCGCGCGAGACUUGGCUGUCACGGCUGAGAGUGAGUUUGAGAGUAUCAGUAUUGCUUUUUCUCCAUCGCGGGAAAAAGUGUGGAGAACGCACUUUCACGCCGCUUCAUAUCUGCGUCUCAAUGCUGGCGAAAAGCUUGGAUAUGAUGGCUGGCGUCAGUAG
This is a messenger RNA of Pseudocercospora fijiensis CIRAD86, 612 nucleotides long. RefSeq lists its product as uncharacterized. The transcript has 8 exons. Bases 1 to 612 code for a protein of 203 amino acids. The record is from RefSeq and is a predicted model, not a curated record. Lineage: Eukaryota; Fungi; Ascomycota; Dothideomycetes; Mycosphaerellales; Mycosphaerellaceae.